This is a messenger RNA of Neodiprion virginianus, 3791 nucleotides long. RefSeq lists its product as uncharacterized. Bases 81 to 3539 code for a protein of 1152 amino acids. The record is from RefSeq and is a predicted model, not a curated record. The transcript is spliced from 17 exons. Lineage: Eukaryota; Metazoa; Arthropoda; Insecta; Hymenoptera; Diprionidae.
AUAGUCGGUGAAGAUCAACUCGAGAAUCGCCAGCGGACGCAGAGUUCAGUUUGCUCACUAAUUGUAAUCGAGGUUCGAGUAUGAGUGACCUUUUGGUUAAAGUUGAACAGGGGCUCCUUCGCGGUGCUGUGGUAAAAAGUGUUGUCGGAGAGUCUUACAUAGCAUUUAAAGGUGUUCCAUACGCAGCUCCUCCCGUAGGGAAAUUGAGGUUCAAGGACCCAGAACCUCUGCAACCAUGGACAGGUAUCCGAGACGCACUGGAAGAGGGACCAAAGUGCGCUCAGUUCAAUCUAUUCACCAAGUCGAUAAUUGGCGAUGACGAUUGCCUUUAUCUGAACUUAGCGACACCUUCACUAACGGGGUCACGACCCGUCAUGGUUUGGAUUCACGGAGGACUUUUUAGUUACGGUGACGGAGGUUCUGAUAUCUACAGUCCAGAUUAUUUGAUGAAGACGGACAUCGUCCACGUCGGCAUUAAUUACAGACUUGGUAUCUUGGGAUUUCUUCAACUUGAGCACGAAGCUGCGUCGGGCAACAUGGGGCUUAAGGAUCAAAUCGCCGCCCUGAAGUGGCUGAAGGAGAAUAUUGCUCAGUUCGGUGGUGAUCCAAACAACAUCACACUCUUCGGGCAAAGUGCCGGUGCUGUUUCUGCUCAGUAUCUGCUGCUAUCUCCACUCGCUAAAGGCCUUUUCCACAAAGCCAUCAUGCAGAGUGGAGUUCUCUCAGUGCCCUGGGCAUGUGUGUCAGAGCCAUUGAAAAUGGCGCAUCGUUACGUCGCUGCUUUUGGCAAAGAUAUCACCGACCAGAAUGAGAUCGUCGAAUAUCUUCGUACUAUUCCAGCCCAUAAGCUUAUUGAGAUGCAGAUGAAGAUAUCAACCCCAGAGGAAACAAUAAAUCUUGUACUUCCGUUUGGACCGACCGUGGACAACAAAAGCAUGCGACCUUUGAUGCCCAAGCCCAUCGAAGAACUUGCUCAAAAAGGUAUCGACGUUCCCGUUAUUAUCGGAUACACCGCUCACGAGGGAGCUAUUUUCUUUUCGCGCGAUUUUCAACCGAAAUAUGCAAAACUUGAUAAAAAUUUUGAGGCCUCGGCGCUUCGACCCUUGACCGCAAAAGCGCCAUCCAAAGCAGCGGUAAUCCUCCAAGAGAUCAGGAAGUUCUACUUCGAUGGUAAGCCUGUGACUAAAUAUCCCGCUGCCAAUUACGCGCGGUACAUAGGAGAUCUACAAUUUAUCCGGGGAGUUCACAGGAUGGUGGAUAUUCAGCGUGAGAAAAAAUCUCCGACGUAUCUUUACAGAUUUGCCUAUGACAGUCCUAGGUCAGUCACGAAGAUCAUGUACAACGUAGAUGAGAAAGAUGUCAUCGGUUUCGGGGUUUCACACGCUGAAGAAAAUCCGUUUCUGUUUUACCCGUCAAUGUACCGCGAGCACGUGAAAAUGGAGCCUGGCUCCCCUGACCAAAUGGUUAGUGACAGGUUGAUCAGACUAUGGACGAACUUUGCAAAAACUGGUAAUCCAACUCCACUGAUCGAUGAUUUGAUAACUACGGUGUGGAAACCAGUGACCAAGGCAACCAAGAACUAUUUGGAAAUCAAUGAAGAACUUUUCACUGGUGAGGAUCUCGAUGAAGAAAUGUGUGAGACGUGGAAACGCAUCGAAAUGGUCUCCAAUACCUCAUCUGAGCGUUUCCAUCCCGGGAGAAGUUCCACUAUGAGCGGGCCUGUCGUUAAUGUCAAACAAGGAUCCCUUCGUGGCAUAACAGUAAAAAGUGUUAUCGGAGAAUCUUAUCUCGCUUUCAAUGGUAUACCAUUUGCAGCGCCUCCUAUAGGUAAUUUGAGAUUUUCGCCAGAAGAAUCUUUCGUUUUCUGCAAUCAGCUUGAAAAUGGGACGUCAGCAUACUUUUUUACAUCUGACUAUUUUGGUUUUAACUUAAAAUUUAAAUAUGUUUAUUCAAUCUUUGGAGCUCGAUGGAGCUGUGUACAAAACCGCUGGUGUCUAAUUUGGCCGUAUCCAAUGAUUCUCUGUAUCCAAUCGGCUUGUGUCCAAUUAGGAGGUAAAGUGGUUGAAGAAAAAACCGACAAUUUGUUGGAGCCUCAACCUCCUCUGCCAUGGAAGGGUGUACGAGACGCUGCAACAGAGGGACCAAAAAGCGUCCAAAUCGAUUUCUUGACAUCGACACCGAUUGGCGACGAAGAUUGCCUUUAUCUCAACAUAGCCACCAAAUCGUUAAAAGGAUCUAGACCGGUGAUGGUUUGGAUUCACGGAGGAGCCUUCGUAUUUGGUGAUGGUAGAACCGAAUUAUGGAGCCCAGAUUACCUAAUGAAGACGGACAUUGUGUACGUGUCGAUUCAGUACAGACUUGGAGUCCUCGGAUUUCUGAAUAUCGAUCAUAAGGCGGCACCCGGAAAUAUGGGUCUGAAGGAUCAAGUGGCGGCUUUAAAAUGGGUUCAAGAAAACAUCGCCCAGUUCGGAGGCGAUCCGAACAAUGUUACCAUCUUUGGAUGCAGUGCUGGCGGUGCCUCCGUACAUUAUCUCCUUUUGUCACCUCUAGCUAAAGGUCUCUUUCACAAGGCCAUUAUCCAGAGUGGCGUGACAUUGAAUCCCUGGGUAACCACUUCAAACCCAGUCGUGACUGCUCAGAGCUAUGUUGCGCUACUUGGAAAAGAAACCACUGAUCCCAAUGAGAUCGUCGAGUAUCUGCGCACGAUUCCAGCGAAUAAGCUUAUACUAGCUGAACAGCAAAUUCAGACCCGAGAGGAUAAGAUUCGCUUUAUGUUUCCAUUUCUACCGAGUGUCGAUAGCAAAAGCCAACAACCAUUUAUGCCAAAACGCCCCCUAGAACUUGCCAAAAAUGGUUUCGAUGUGCCCGUGAUCAUUGGAUACACCAGUCAUGAGGGAAGUUUUUUCCUAAUGGGACUUACAACACUGGAUCUACCAUUUGUUGAUGAAAAUUUCGAGGUUGCGGUAACCGAGGACUUGGUCGAGGGAAAUCCAUCAAAAAUAUCCGAGGUGGCGAAAGAAAUAAGAAAAUUUUACUUUAAGGAUAAACCUAUAAACAAAGACGUGAUUAGCAACUACAUCCAAUGUUAUGGAGACAUAUACUUUGCCAAUGGUAUUCACAAGGUGGUUGAAUACCAACAGAAGAAGAAAACUCCAACUUACUUUUACAGGUUUUCAUACGACACCCCCAAUUCCUUCGGUAAACUGGCUUUCGGGGUGUCAGAAAAAGGUGCUGGUCACGGUGACGAAGUUACGCGCUUGUUCUACCCAAUGGCGUUGGCUCAAAAUAUAAAAACCGACCCACGCAUAUCGUCAGUCGAUAAAACCGUGUCCGAUAAGAUGGUCAGAAUGUGGACGGACUUCGCAAGAACUGGAAAUCCAACACCGCAGAUCGAUGAUUUAAUAACCGUGAUGUGGAAGCCAGUGACGCCAACAGAGAAAAAUUACAUAGAUAUUGGUGCCGAAAUCUCUGCCGGAGUGAAUCCGAACGAAGAGGUGCAGCAGUUCUUCCGGCGCAUCUCUGAGAUUGUAAAGAGUUAAUAGUGCCCUCGUCAAAAUGAACGGUGUUUUCCAUUCGGAGCCACUUCACCGAUAAUUCAAACUUGACAUGGAUUUUUUAUUUUUUCUACCGUGCAUUAACUCCAUCUCGCACAAAAAUUUGUUAUGACGAGAAAAAAAGUGUGGAGAUACGUUUAUUUUUCAUUCGACAUUUCCGUUUGAAUUUUUAUCAAGAACAGAAAUGAAUAUAAGUGUUUUAAAUGAUGUUUCACAAAUAAACAGCAUUUGGUUUCA